Messenger RNA from Penaeus indicus, 2308 nucleotides. RefSeq names its product fumarate hydratase, mitochondrial-like. The transcript has 12 exons. Gene Ontology annotation, molecular function: fumarate hydratase activity. The coding region runs from base 508 to 1947 and encodes 479 amino acids. The record is from RefSeq and is a predicted model, not a curated record. Gene Ontology annotation, biological process: tricarboxylic acid cycle; malate metabolic process; fumarate metabolic process. NCBI's taxonomy places the organism in Eukaryota, Metazoa, Arthropoda, Malacostraca, Decapoda, Penaeidae. Gene Ontology annotation, cellular component: mitochondrion; tricarboxylic acid cycle heteromeric enzyme complex.
UUUCAAAGAAAGAGCUAGUGGUGCAUUUCCACAGUGCAUUUCGUUAUAAUUUUAUGAUUCUCUGAGAAUUUUCUGAAACUUGGGUUGUUGUAUGCUGAUAUUUUGAUUACAUAUGUAUUGUGGCAGUUAUGAAUGACAUGAUUAUUUAUCUCCCUUAAAGCACACAAUUAUAAGAUCCUUUCAGUAUGAUACAUUCCUAUGGCACCAUUUUUUUCUUUUUCUUUCUAUAGAUAUUUACACGCAUAUUUUUUUCAUACUGAAUGCUUCCAGUGAUAUAGGGAAAAGAGGAGCAUGAAAUGCCAUUCACAGAAACAAGGAGGGAUAAAUAUGUCAAAAGGGACAGUUUUUACUGAAGCACUUGUUUUUCUCAGUUCAUUGAGUAAUUCAAUUCUAAAACCUUUUCAACAGCUGUGAUUCUAUUGUUAAACCCUCCCCCCCAAAAAAAAGAAGCACAAGGAAACUAGAAUUCAUCUCUGAAAACCCCAGGCAGUUCACAACACUGUAAAGAUGAGGACAAAGAUAGGAAAUUUGAAGAUAAAGAAGAGUGGCAAAGAUGGCAUCAGAAAAGAACGUGAUACGUUUGGGGAGCUGGACGUGCCCAACAGCAAAUACUAUGGGGCUCAGACUGUACGAUCCGUCAUGAACUUCCCCAUUGGUGGAGAAACGGAGCGAAUGCCGUUGCCAGUGAUUAAGGCCUUUGGGGUACUGAAGAAGGCUGCAGCAGAGGUCAACCAGGAGUAUGGUCUUGAUCCCAAGAUAGCUGAUGCCAUUUCCAAAGCAGCUGAUGAAGUGAUCAGCGGGGAACUCUAUGGGGAGCAUUUCCCUCUUGUCAUCUGGCAGACUGGGUCUGGAACGCAGUCCAACAUGAACACCAAUGAAGUAAUUGCCAACCGUGCAAUUGAAUUAAUGGGAGGAGAACUAGGGUCAAAAUCACCUGUUCACCCCAAUGACCAUGUGAAUAAGAGUCAGAGUUCAAAUGAUACAUACCCAACUGCCAUGCACAUUGCAACUGCAGUUGAGAUUCACAACACACUGUUGCCAGGCCUUGAAGCCUUGCAUAAGGCCUUGGAUGCAAAAGCCAAGGAGUAUGCAGACAUUGUAAAGAUUGGCCGCACUCACACGCAGGAUGCUACACCCCUAACUCUUGGCCAAGAGUUCAGUGGCUAUGCACAGCAGAUUGAGUUUGGCAUUCAGCGUGUGAAGGCCUGUCUCCCACGCGUCUACAUGCUGGCUGCUGGAGGAACUGCUGUGGGCACAGGUCUCAACACCAGGGUUGGGUUUGCAGAGAAGGUGGCUGAAAAGGUCUCACAGCUUACUGGCCUGCCCUUCGAGACUGCUCCGAACAAGUUUGAGGCCUUGGCUGCCCAUGACGCCAUGGUUGAGGUCUCGGGCGCUCUUAACGUUAUUGCUUGCUCCAUCAUGAAGAUUGCCAAUGACAUCCGCUUCCUUGGCUCUGGGCCACGCUGUGGUCUGGGAGAGCUCUCCCUGCCAGAGAAUGAGCCAGGUUCUUCCAUUAUGCCAGGCAAGGUCAACCCAACCCAGUGCGAGGCCAUCACCAUGGUUGCGGCUCAGGUUAUGGGCAACCACGUGGCAGUGACAGUGGGUGGCUCCAAUGGACACUUCGAGCUCAAUGUUUUCAAGCCCAUGAUGGUUGCCAACGUGCUGAGGUCCAUUCGGCUGCUUGGUGACAGCUGUCAUGCAUUCGUCAAUAACUGUGUUGUUGGCAUUACAGCAAACCAGGAACGUAUUGACAAGCUCCUCCAUGAGUCACUUAUGUUGGUGACUGCCCUCAACCCUCACAUUGGUUAUGACAAGGCUGCAAAGAUUGCCAAGACUGCACAUAAGGAAGGCUCAACGCUCAAGGCCACAGCACUUAAGCUUGGCUACUUGACGGAGGAAGAAUUUGACAAGUGGGUUAGACCUGAAGAUAUGCUGGGACCUAAGUAAAAGACAAUAGGAACAGCCAGAGUACUUGUAUGAUCUACACAUUCAGCAAAGAGCAUUAAAAGAAAUGAUGGAUCAAGACGGGACCGCCACGGUUAUAGGAGCAUAUACAUAGUUGCAUAUAGUUUUGUAAAUCUGCACAUCAUAAAACCAUGUUUGAAAAAGGACUUUUAUGUGAAAGAAAUGUUUUUGAUGCUCAAAAUUCUGUAUUGUUUUAUAAUAUAUGACAAUUUGUUCAGGUUGUAAAAGAAAUGGUGUUUUGACUCCAAGGAAGUCUUCGAUGGUGUACAUAGAAUAUCUUUAUAACGAUAUUGGAGUACGAAAUCCCUAUUUUGUUGCAUAAAUAAUAAAUUGAAAAAUGGUA